UCGUUGGAAAAAUAUGUGCUGUGUACUAAUGGGAAAUGAAAAUAGUGAAAAUGCGAGAAGAAUAGCUGAAUCUGGUAGUGAGAGUGUAAAUGGUGAGAAUAGAAUUGUAGAAUUGGAGCCGAAGACGCUUGAAUCCAAGCUAAAAUAUUGGUUCCAGGAAUUUACACCUUCGUUUCGUUGUUGCGCGAGCUUAUUAAAUAUUUUAAAAAGCGAAAACCUGAAUGUGCCUCUAAGUGUUGGGUCUUUGUUAGAUCACCCCGAAAAAUGUGUAGCGCCCACCGCUUCCAUAUUGGCGUAAAAAUACAAUUGAAAAAAUUAGCAAAUGAAAUUCUUCAGGAAAAUCCAACUGCAGUUCAAUUACAUAUAGGAAUUGACGGUUUACCCUUGUUUAAGAGCUCGCAGGUUACUUUGUGGCCAAUUUUGGGUCGAGUUGCCAAUAUUAGGUGUAAAACAGUGUUUUUAAUUGGAUGCUACGUUGGUAAAAAGAAGCCUUAUAAUAUUGAAGUUUACCUUCAGGAUUUUGUAGAGGAAAUCAAGGGACUAUCGGUUGAUGGUAUUUCACUCAACAAUGUAAGCUAUAAAGUUGUAAUUCGAGGGAAUUUCUGCAUCCAAAAGACUUUUUCGCAACACCUGUUCCUUCCUGGGACCUUGGAAUCAGUGUCGUAAGUACUGCAAGCUGUGGCCCAGAAGAUAUAUAUAAUAUACAAGAUAUUCACUGCAAAUUAGUAGGUCUACCGUUUAAAGAAAAUAUUAUUUUGUUACCAUUAGUGCACAGCUACAUAUAAUUCUUAUAAACAUAUUUCAAAUUUCCUGCAAGAGUUUUUGAUUAUGACACUCUUGCAACAAAUGUGCGAUAUAUAUAAUACAUAUAUAUUAUUAAAAAUUAAUGAAUAUAACUUUAAAUAAAUUGAGAUUGACUGAUUGAUAUUACAAGCAAACGCAUAAUAUGGCUGAAAUUAAAAAAUUGACGAAAUAAUUUGCUGAGUUACAAGAAUCACUAUUGGAACAAACCAGGCAAAUACAGUCAUGGAGAAAAACUUUAUGUUGGAAAACUUAAACUCGGAAAUAGCUGCAAUGAAAGAUUCCAAUAAAAACGACAUGGAGGUACUGAAAAACGUCUUAUCUGAGCAAGUCGUACUAUUAAAAAAGGUGGCGCAAGACUUAUUUCCAAGCGAUAAGUAUUCUGCAAUUUUCCCUAUAACAAUCCAACAUGAUUUGGAUGACGUAGAAGAUUCAAUCACCGCAGAAAGUCACGAUCAAAUGAUUUCUAGCGUAUUUAAUUUAAUUAAAUCUGGGGGACUAAAAUCCAACAUACGCUCAAUUUUUGCUGAGAAAAUUGUAAUGAAUUACAAUUUUGAGGGAAGGCAGCGGAAAAAAUCUUUAAAAGCGUAUCCAAAGCUGAUGGAUAUUUUAUUUCGAGCUUCACAAAAGCUGGGGAAAGACCAAAAAGAAUUCGAGGCAGAUCUUAAAUUUGGUUUGAAAGCUGUGAAAAAUAAGUACCAUAAAGCCAAUACUCUAAGGAGAAAACUUCAGCACAAUAAAAACAACGAGAAAGAGGAAACUGAAGAAGACGAAGAAAACGAAGAAUCAUAUAGUUCGGAGUAAACAUUAUUUAUUAGUUUACUUGAUUAAAUUUAUGUUAUCUUACUAAUGAAUUUUUUUCCAAUUGACUGAAUUGAUUUCGGAGAAAUAUUUUGAGUGGCCCAUAAGCAAAAAAAAAAAUAUCCAGAAGUCAAUGCGCUUUUUAAGCAACUUCGAACAUGCACUUUAUUUACCACCACUAUGUGGGCUACAAAAGUGCAUACUCAAAAUAAUUCUCUGAAAUAUUAUUAAAACGCCCGAAGUUUUUACGAAAGUUGGUUGAUUCUUUUUAAAAUAUUGCCCAAAGUUCGAAUUUUGAAUUUAUGCGGUUUUUGUUAAAGACUAAACUAUAUUCCUAUAACAAAAUAAGUUAAAUAACAAAAAAAUGAGUUGCUUACACUUGUCAAUAUGUGGUGCGCUUAUACAUAAUUACAACGCAGUGUUUUCUGGAACGCAACUAUUAUUUGGUUUAUUUUACAAUUUCCAACACUGCACAAGUGUUUCAACAGCGUAUGAACUAUUUUUUAUGUAGUUUUAAUUUGUUUAAUUACACGAUGCUAUAGUGACAAUGUGGUAUUCCAAACAUUUUUGUAUUUUUAGCACUGUGUUAUCACAUACAUGUAUAGUAUGUAAGCCUAUCAAAUUUGCAAGACUGAAUAUUUCCUAUAUUUUGUAUUAUUUUUCAAUAUACAUUCAAUCAAUAAAGUUUAGGUACAGAGAGUUUUUUUCAAUACGGGAAAAAGUUAGCGAUAGAUAAAUUAUUUAAAAAACAAUUGCCCGUAUUGCCAAAAACUCUCUGUAACUAAACUUUAUUGAUUGACUGUAUACAAGAUGCGCCUCAACUGAAUUUAAAGGAAAAUUUCGAUUACUAAAAAUGGCUUUGUGUAUUCUGAAUCUAGAUUUUUUCUAAUUUAUUUUAUAACAAAAUUAAAAAAAUCAUUGGAUAGCUUUUUGCAAAAAAAUCAUUUUUAUUAUUUAAAAAAAAAUAAUUUUGACUUAUUCUAAAAAAAUCUACCAAAAAUCCAGUUUGGCAGCUACAUAUUCCCGAUUAGACGCAUUUUGUGCACUUAUUAUAUAUUAUCUAGCUUAUAUAGAUUAUCUAGCUUCCAAGCCCAAUUUUUGAUAGAUUUUUUAAAAUUUAAAUUCAGUUCAGGCGCUCUGUGGAUAACGCAAGCACCUUAUCAGUACAAUUUAGAAACUUGUAAUAAAUGUGUAACAUUAGAUCAAAAAAUACUUUAUAAUUUCUGCGUUUGCUUCUCAGUAAUCAAAAGAUCAAGGUCUUCUAUAGCUGCUUCUCAGUUUAUUAGUAAUGAAGGCUUUCUGCGUUCACUUCUCUACAAUGGAAAGAGCAAGGUAUUCUUCGGUCGCUUCUCAGUCCACAAAAUCGAAGCCUUUGUACGUUCGUUUCUAAGUAAGCGAGAGCGCAUGCAAUUCUUCAUUCGUUUCUCGGUGCAUCAAUACAGCAAGACCUUUCACUUCCGCUUCUGAAUGGUAAAAUAGCAAGGCGUUACCGCCAAUGACAUGCCUAGGUUAAAUCAAUGCCUUCUGGAAGUGAGAGUAGAACCGAUUGGUAACCAUUUUCUCGAUUCCAAGUUCACUUCUGGGGUAAGUGAGUUUUUUGCUGGGAUGUUCAAUCAGUGAUCGCUGUUUAGCUCAA
Messenger RNA from Rhagoletis zephyria (snowberry fruit fly), 3238 nucleotides. RefSeq lists its product as uncharacterized. The record is from RefSeq and is a predicted model, not a curated record. Lineage: Eukaryota; Metazoa; Arthropoda; Insecta; Diptera; Tephritidae.